Messenger RNA from Astyanax mexicanus (Mexican tetra), 2272 nucleotides. RefSeq names its product zinc finger DHHC-type palmitoyltransferase 6 (gene zdhhc6). Gene Ontology annotation, cellular component: Golgi apparatus. The transcript is spliced from 11 exons. NCBI's taxonomy places the organism in Eukaryota, Metazoa, Chordata, Actinopteri, Characiformes, Acestrorhamphidae. The record is from RefSeq and is a predicted model, not a curated record. The coding region runs from base 416 to 1657 and encodes 413 amino acids. Gene Ontology annotation, molecular function: palmitoyltransferase activity. Gene Ontology annotation, biological process: protein palmitoylation.
ACGAGGUGGGUGGAAAGACGCGGCUAGCUGCUAUAGAGCUAGUAUUUAUGAUCUGUGUAGUGUGUGUGUAUUUAAGUUACUCCCUGCAUUCUGGAUUAUGUGUAUUACAGUGUUCUGUACUGCAUUAAACUGCUGUUAAACAGACAGAUGGAUGACCUGCUUCUAGUUGGAGAGUAAAGCUAUCGGGUGACCAGAGAGAAAGAAUGCCACGCACUAGGAGAGCCUACGACUGUAAAACACAGACGGCUCCUGUGACUCCAGACACAGCUGACUGCUGGAUGUUUCGGAGAAGACAGAAAAUCCAUCUUUUGUUUUCCUCAUUUUUAAUGCAUUCCAUUAGAGAGAGACAGCACAUCUAAAUCUACAUUUCAUUUUUAUUGCUUCAAGGAACUUUUGGGGGAAAAAAAGCUACACAAUGAACAUCCUCUCAGCCAUUAUCGUAUUCGAAAACCUCCAUGAGGUUAGGCGGCUCUGUCACUGGGGUCCGAUCAUUGCACUUACUGUCAUUGCUGUGUGCUCAUCCAUGGCCAUGCUGGACUCAAUUAUCUGGUACUGGCCCUUGGACACCACAGGCGGCAGCAUUAACUUCAUUAUGCUCAUCAACUGGACGGUCCUGAUUCUCUACAACUACUUCAAUGCCAUGUUUGUGGGCCCUGGAUAUAUUCCUCUAGAGUGGAAACCGGAAAAUCAACAAGACGCAAUGUACUUACAGUUUUGUAGAGUGUGUCAAGGUUUUAAAGCUCCAAGGUCUCAUCACUGCAGAAAGUGCAACAGGUGUGUGAUGAAGAUGGAUCACCAUUGCCCAUGGAUCAACAAUUGCUGUGGACAUCUGAAUCAUGCUUAUUUCACUACAUUUCUCCUGCUGGCCCCAUUGGGAUGCAUACAUGCUGCUUUCAUCUUUAUUAUGACAAUGUACACUCAGCUAUAUGACCGGAUCUCUUUCGGCUGGAGCUCAGUAAAGAUAGACAUGAGCGGUACGCGACACAUCCACAAUCCUAUAAUGCCGUUCAGUGUGGCAGCUUUUGCAGCCACCCUCUUUGCCCUGGGUCUGGCACUUGGCACCACUAUUGCUGUGGGCAUGCUGUUUUUUAUACAGAUUAAAGUGAUUAUGCGAAACAAAACCUCAAUUGAAGUUUGGAUUGAGGAGAAGGCCAAAGACAGAAUCCAAUACUACCAAACUGGAGAGGAGUUCAUCUUCCCCUAUGACCUGGGUAGUCGAUGGGAGAACUUUAAGCAGGUGUUCACCUGGUCUGGAACCCCAGAUGGAGAUGGCGUUGAGUGGCCUGUGAAUGAGAAGUGCCACCAGCAUACUCUAACUAUUGAGCAGCUGAAGCAAAAAGCAGACAAGCGAGUGAGAAGUGUUCAGUACAGAGUUGUGGAGGGCUAUAACGGGGCUUGCUGCCCACUGGGUAAAGGAAUAAACACGUUCCUUAGGACACCCUGUACAGAAGAACCCAGGAUCCAUCUGACUAAAGGAGAGACCAUCUUUGCCACACGAGGAACGAAGUGGUGGAUGUAUGGGGACAAAGUUUUGGAUGAGGAACAGACAAAAGCUGGGGUUCGUGUUCGAGGUUGGUUUCCACGCCGUUGUGUGGAGAAGUGUCUCUACGACUCUGCCAACAACACAACGACAGAUGAAGAGAAGAAGGAACAGUAACGUGAGGACUGACUGACAGUGCUCUGCGCUGUAUACGCGAGAGUACGUCCUGUGCUCUUAUUCUACUGACUGGGCGCCUUAUUGUACUUCUGUUCAUUGCCAAUGCUUGAGAUACCCAUGUUACAGGAAGCAGAUAUGCAAUUAUCUGAGCGUUCCAGGGUUGUGUGUUUUCUCUCUGGAACGUUUUAAGGGCAGUUCUAGUAGGUCUGCACAACCAGAUGCUAAAGCAAAGAACUCUAUAAAAACCAGCAAAUUCUGCUUCCUUAAGUGAACUUGUGUACCUCUGUAACAUCUCCAAAGACGAGCUGAUAAAUGAAUGGUGGGUGGGAGGGAAACCAUAAUUUUACACUGAGCUGGUAAUCGGGGGGCGUACUAUACUGAACGUUUACUUGAAUUAGUUGUUUUCUCUCUUUCUCUUUCUCUUUUCUCUCUUGAUGUCCACACUGUUUAUGCAAUGCCUUUGCCAGUUGUAACAAGUUCUUAGUCAUGCAAUUUCUCUGUAUUCUUUGUAGAGAAAAAUACUUUAAUUUUAUUUUUGAUUAUUUUUGUAAAACUGAUGUCAACCUCACAAUACAGAUUUCAAAAACAAGUAAACAAAUCUUCUCUGAACAAUAA